AUGAUAUCGAUCAACACGGAAGCCGCCAGUUUUACACACGAGUCGAAUCUCCUACCCCUCCCGUCGACGUCGGUGUCCUUUUCGGCGGGUAAAAAAAUGAAGGACUAUAUAAAGUCGACGCCGUCCCCGACGGCGACAAUCGUGUUUCAGGGGACGAAGUUCGGGGACCCGACGACUUCCAUCAUCUCGUAUUUCUCGUCGAGGGAGCCCAGCAAGCGAGUUCCCGGGGUAUUGAAGCCCGACAUUUUAGGGCCGGGCGAGAACAUCAUAGCCGGCUCGUCUCCUUUGAACCCAAAUUAUAAAGGGAUCAUGUACAGAAUCUUGUCGGGCACGUCGAUGUCGUGCCCCCACCUCAGCGGGGUUGCGGCCCUGAUCAAGAGCGCACACCCCCCGACUGGAGGCGACGUACAAAGUGACGUUCCGCUACGGAAGGAACAUGACACGUUCCGCUACGGAAGGAACAUGACGCGUGGGGGUAAUAACGCGUUGUUUGCACAAGGCUACUUGCUCUGGGAAUCAGAAAAGCAUACUGUUAGGAGUGUUAUAGCAGUCACCUUCACUGGACAAGUUCACUAA
This is a messenger RNA of Striga asiatica, 576 nucleotides long. The record is from the annotation of a GenBank genome assembly. Lineage: Eukaryota; Viridiplantae; Streptophyta; Magnoliopsida; Lamiales; Orobanchaceae.